AGGUAAAGCACAAACAUGAUGUGCUGGAUGAUGAUUGUUGGAGGUGUGGUGACUGGAGUACUGAUGUUGGCUGUCAGGUUCAUCUACCAUUACCAGUCAGGACGAUGUACCUCCAAAACCAGACUGGUGGGUAAGACAGCCAUUGUCACAGGAGCAUCUGCAGGUAUCGGGAAGGAGACAGCUCGAGACUUGGCUCAGCGCGGCGCCCGGGUCAUCCUUGCUUGUCGUAAUGUUGAGAAAGCUGAGAGAGUUGCAGAGGACAUCAAGAAGACUACAGGGAACACAGAUGUGGUAGUGAGGCAGUUAGACACCUCAGACUUGACCUCCGUCAGGAAGUUUGCUGAAGGCAUCCUAUGCACAGAGACUGCUCUCCAUAUCCUGGUAAGCUCGCUCAAGUUAUCUUAA
This is a messenger RNA of Cherax quadricarinatus, 405 nucleotides long. The record is from RefSeq and is a predicted model, not a curated record. Lineage: Eukaryota; Metazoa; Arthropoda; Malacostraca; Decapoda; Parastacidae.